AUUUUCCCGAACCAUGUAUUGUAUAGAAAGUACACAAGAGAAUUAAUAGGAAUUGCAUUGUUGUGGAUUCAUCACUCGUCGAAAUUAUAGGACUACCAUUCUGGCCUCUGCUAUAAGAUCUCAUAACAUAGAAAAGAAAAAAAAAUGAUUCACUCAAUCAAAGCUGUUUUAACCUAUCCACCACUUUCAUUCCCUCGCUCUCUCUCUUCCAACCUUGGUCGUGAAACUUCCGUGAUUAGAUUCUGCUCUCAACCUGAUAACACUGCUCCUAACAUGGACAAGAAUGAGAAGCCUAGUGAGGGGGAUUUGAUGUCUCAUUCGUUUGGAGAAGGGUACGCUACGAGGUCUGAUGAAGAAGGGUUUGGUGGAAUUUAUGGUGGAAACCAAUCCAUUCACAAGACUCAGACGGAGAAUUCUGUACAUGAAAAUCACCCAGCUUAUGACAAGACGCAGGGAAGCGAAGUGAAGGAGAAGGAAAAAGCGAGGCACCAGAAAAGCGCCAACACUAAUUAGCUAGGUUAUUUAUGUGAUUAGUGGUUGAUAUGCAUGUAAUCCUUGUGGAUUAUUGUUUUCUACUCUUUUUUUUUGUUUUUAACUUACAAGCGAAAAGAGAUUAUCUUCUUUAUUUCAUAACAUAAUAGCAAAUGGACAUCUAGUGAGUUUACAUAUUAUGGACAAACAUCAUCAUUUUAUAAUAUAUAGUUUUCAAUUUGUGAU
This is a messenger RNA of Cajanus cajan (pigeon pea), 717 nucleotides long. Its product is annotated as late embryogenesis abundant protein. NCBI's taxonomy places the organism in Eukaryota, Viridiplantae, Streptophyta, Magnoliopsida, Fabales, Fabaceae. The record is from RefSeq and is a predicted model, not a curated record.